AUGACCAAGGAAAUAAGUAUAGGUUAUUCUAAAGCUUGGCUUGCAAGGGCUAGGGCUAAGUUCAUGAUCUAUGGUUCAUCUGUUGAGCAAUAUGCCAGAGUUUGGGACUAUGCCAAGGCAAUAAUUAAGUAUAAUCGAGGAAGUGGUUGUUGUGUUGUGGUGGAUGGGAUAAAGCAACCAGAACCACCUCUUUUCAUGAGACUUUAUGUUUGCCUGGCUCCCCUAAAAAAUGGAUUUUUGAAAGGUGGUUCCGAUCCAAAGGCAGAAAAGAGAUUUUGUGUCAGGCACAUAUGGACAAACUUUAAGCUACAAUUUAGUGGUGCCACAUUCAAAGAGUUGUUCUGGAAUGCAGCAAGGGCCACAAUUAUGUUUGACUUUGAAGUGUCUAUGGAGUCAUGCAAAUUCCUUUCUAAAGAUGCAUAUGAAUACUUGGCUAAUAUCCCUAAACAAUACUGGUCAAGACAUGCCUUCUCUCCCAAUUGCAAAUCAAAUAUGCUCCCCUUGAAUAAUGUUUAUGAAACAUUUAAUGCAAUAAUCAAGGAUGCAAGGGACAAGCCCAUCCUUACUCAAAUGGAGUGGAUGAGAAGGUAUAUGAUGAAGAGAAACUCUAAGAAGUGGGAAGCGGUUUUGAAAAUGGAGGGAAAGCUUAUGCCUUAUGUGACCAAAGUGUUUGAGGGCUUAGAGAAGGCUGCAAGAUAUUGCAUUGUGCAAGUUUCUAGGGGAGAGUUAUACGAGGUGGAGCUAAAUGCUGAUCAAGUUUUAGUGGACUUAGAGCAAAGGACCUGCAGAUGUUAUCACUGGCAGUUGACUGGCAUUCCAUGUGUGCAUGCUUAUGCAUGCAUGUUGGACAAGAGAGUUGACCCAGAAGAUUAUGUGGAUUUUGCUUACAGCAGGGACACAUAUAUGCUAGCUUAUGAAGAUGCAAUUGAGCUUAUGCCUAGUCCCAAGCACUAG
Molecule: messenger RNA, 954 nt
Organism: Chenopodium quinoa (quinoa)
Lineage: Eukaryota; Viridiplantae; Streptophyta; Magnoliopsida; Caryophyllales; Amaranthaceae
Exons: 3
Coding region: 1-954 (317 amino acids)
Molecular function (GO): zinc ion binding
Source: RefSeq, a predicted model, not a curated record